Molecule: messenger RNA, 2788 nt
Organism: Brassica rapa (field mustard)
Lineage: Eukaryota; Viridiplantae; Streptophyta; Magnoliopsida; Brassicales; Brassicaceae
Product: transcription factor SPATULA
Cellular component (GO): nucleus
Molecular function (GO): protein dimerization activity
Source: RefSeq, a predicted model, not a curated record
ACAAAAAGAAACAUAAAUGUUUAUAUUUUUGAUGAUACAAAGUGUCCAUUGUCUAAAUUGAUGUGCUACAAUUUGAACAAUUCGGGGGAUUCACUUUGUUUGCCGCUACACAGAUACGGUGAAGGUGGACAUUAUUUAUACAAGAAUUACAUAAUUUGUUAAUUCUGACGACAAACCUAUAUAUGUGUUUGUUCUAUAUUUACACCAUAUAUACUAUGUAAAAGAGUAGAUUAAAAAUCUUGAUAGUUGAUAAAGCAGAUCUUAUGUUCAAAUCGAAAUGCGUAUUAGACUAAAGGUAUGAAAACAACGCCGAACAAUUGCGACUUGGUUUUAUGACCAUUUCCAAUGAUUCAUACUAUUUUUUACUAUUUAUAGAAUAAUUUUAUAAUAGAAUUGAAUUAUAUUCCAAUAAUAUUCUAUUUUAGAGUAAAAAAUAUAACGCUGAACAAAAAAAAACAAUUUACUUCAUAUAUAGAAUAAAUCUAUUUUUUACUCUAUUAUAAAGUGAAAAAUAAAAUACCAUUGAAAUAUUUUUACUCUAAACUCUAAUAAUACUAACAUUUUUUUAAAAUGCACUAAUAAUACUAAAACAUAUAUGGAUAUAUCAUAUAUGUAUAUAUAAAUUUUUUGUUAACAUUAACUGCAGAAUUGUAAACAUUUAAGUCAAUGAAUUGUAUAAUUGAGAAGAACAGUAAAUUCUAUAAUUUUCAGUAUUCAUCGUGCAAUACAAGAACUGAUUUAAAGUCGCACGUUAAUUUAACGCAUAUGUCAGUAGCAUGGGCUUAAAAGUCCAUGGAAUAAAAUGGCAACAACCAACUACGAUGUAUAUUCUUUAUUAUCACGACACGAGUCGUAAUUUUUUUUAAAUAUAUAACGUUUCAUACAACAGAAUUAACGUCUGUGUUUCUCCUAACAAGUAAGAAUUGGAAUUGUCGUUCAAAUUACUUAAAAAAGGAAUUUUUUUGUCAAACACAAAAGACGUAUUACUUCAUUUUCUAUAAACUUAUGGAAGUUUUUCAAAAUUUAUCCGUCAAAAUUAAACUCUGAAAUAUAAAAUUCAUUUUAUCAGAGUUUCAUCCGUGGUAGCACAUAGAACAUGCUUGACAUUUUAUACAGACUUCUAUUUUAAACAAUGGGUUACAAGAAAGCAUAUAAAAGCUUGUAUCAUUUGUUACCCAAAAAAUAAAAUAAAAACUAACUGCUAGUACUAGUUUAGUAAGUGUAUCUCACGUGCGACGAGGAAUAGUUUUGGGAGAAGGAGAAAGAGAAAAAAAAAACUCUUUUUAUAAUGUUACUUGCCUUGUUUGAAAAAAAAAAACACGAACUCAUUGCUUUUGCUACAGUAACAGCUAGUCUAAACUUUGAACUCGGUGACAGUCCAAUCAUUAUAACCCUUGUGUCUUAGCUGGCGCGUGACAGUUACUCUAUUUUCUCUUCUCCAUUUGCCCAUAAAAAUCAAAAACUCUGCUUUUAAUCGUUCACAGAGAGAGAGAGAGAGAGAGAGGUGAAGCAACAAAAGAAGAGAUAAUGGGAGAUAAUAAGAAAUUGAUUUCAUCAUCUUCUUCUUCAACUAAUACCUCGAUUUACGACACUCGUGGUAAUAAUAGUAACAAUCAUCAUCAUCAUCCUCCGUCAUCUUCCGACGAGAUUUCUCAGUUUCUCCGGCAUAUUUUCGACCGUUCUUCUCCGUUACCUUCUUACUACUCUCCGGCCAUGACCACGACGGCUUCCACGGCGGCGAUAGAGGUUCAGGGAGACCCGCAUGCAGACAACCCGAGAAGCUUCGUUUCUACUACACCGGCGUCGAAGCGCGCCGUUGAUUUCUCCGACGUUUUGAUCGGCUCCGCCGCCGCCUCCGCCGCCGCCGGGUGUUAUGGUUUCCCCGGCGGUGGUAACAACAUUGCUCAAGGGAGCAGCUCGGGGACUCGUGUUUCGUCUUCUUCCCUUGGAGCUAGCGGGAACGAGACCGACGAGUAUGACUGCGAAAGCGAGGAAGGAGUAGAAGCUGUGGUGGAUGAUGAGCUUCCCUCGAAGUCUCGUAACUCAUCUAAGAGGUGCAGAGCUGCUGAAGUUCAUAAUUUGUCUGAAAAGAGGAGAAGAAGUAGAAUCAAUGAAAAAAUGAAAGCUUUACAAAGUCUCAUCCCUAAUUCAAAUAAGACGGAUAAGGCUUCGAUGCUUGAUGAAGCCAUAGAGUAUCUGAAACAGCUUCAGCUCCAAGUUCAGAUGUUGACAAUGAGGAAUGGGCUAAACUUGCAUCCUUUAUGCUUACCUGGAACUUCAUUACACCCAUUGCAACUCUCACAGAUCCGACCUCCAGAAACAACCGGUGAUCCUCUGCUUAAUCACUCUAAUCAAUAUGCUUCUACUUCUAAUGCACCGGAAAUGAUCAACAUGCCUUCUGCAUACACGAUGGAGCCUUCCAUCCGGAGUCACUUUGGACCUUUCCCUCACUUUUCUCCACAUGUGAUGAGUCGAGAAGGCGGGUUAACUCAUCAGAGGUUGAACACUAGUCAUCCUAACGCAAACCUAACCGGAGAACAUGCUGCGUUUGAUGGACAACAUCCUGAGAUAAAAGAUCGACUUACUUGAACCUCAUUCUCAGUUUGGGGGGCUCUAUGCGUUCUUGUUUCUUAGGUCGCAAGCAACGAAGCUGCAUGACAAUGAAAAUGCAUUUAGCGUCUUUUAUAUUUUUAUAAUUCUCUAUAUCUUUGUUGUUGUUAACAUGAAUUCUAGAGACUAGUCAUUGGACCUACUAGAUAUUAUAUAAAAGAAGACUUAACUUUUAUUA